AUGACUGCAUUUUGUAGAGGACUUGCAGAGAUUAAUUUUCCACUGUGGUUCUGCGCGGUGACGGGACAGUGGACAGGCAAAGAUUCAGUUGGAAGCUGCUUAUCUGAAGCAUUACAGUUAGCAGUUGUUUUUAGAAGUCAGCAGCAUUUUGCUGAGACGGGUAUAGACGUGGUCAAAUUUGAAAGAAUUUCACUUUUAAGUAAACUGUCGUUGUUCACGGCACUAUCUCCUAUGGUGUUUCUAGCAGUGAAUAUGAGGUUUAACUUUUCUAAGUCAGCAGCAGUAGGGGCAUUUAGUAUCGUAGGUACAAUUUGGCGAGAAGUUGGUGUGGCACGGAUGGCCGAGUGGUCUAAGGCGCCAGACUCAAGCGUAAUGCUUCGUGCGAGUUCAGCACACUCCUGGGUGUUCUGGUAUCGGUAUCGAUGCGUGGUAACCAACGAAACAGUUCCGAAUACUUCGUUCGUAUUGUCCGAUAUAACUGCAAGGGCGAACAAGGGAAAUGUAGUCAGCACUAUGGGAACUACGGGAAACGCGGUGUAA
Messenger RNA from Enterobius vermicularis (human pinworm), 540 nucleotides. The record is from the annotation of a GenBank genome assembly. Lineage: Eukaryota; Metazoa; Nematoda; Chromadorea; Rhabditida; Oxyuridae.